AUUUAGCAUUAAAUAAAGAUGGCAUUUUAGACAUAAAAUUGCAUUAACGGGUCACUACGCUUCCAAACGUUGAUAGGAACCUAUAAAAUAUACUUCAGGGCUGAUUUUGGGAAUUGACUUCAGACACCUGCCUCGAGCUCCCCCGGGUUAUGUUUUCAAUUUGCCUCGGGGGAAACUCCUUCUGCGGGAGCUGCGGUUCCUCUGAAACAGCAUGAAAUGUAUCGUCGGUGUUAAUUAAAUCUCAGCUAUUUCUACUUUUUAAUGGUAUUCUAUUAAAGUUAUGCUUGUUACUAUCAACGAACAUGAAAUCGUCCUCAGAUGAAUAUCAAAUGAUCAACUACGUUUGUGGUUUGUUUAAAGUAAUUCUUGAGUCAAAACAGUGUUUUAGUCGUUGAUCGCCAGGCGCUGAGACGCCCUUGCACUGGGCUGAGAAAAUCGGUUUACUUUCAGAAUUCUGCUGUCACAGCAUUUAGCAGACAGGAGCACACCCCGCGGACUCCACACCGGCUAGAUCGCUGCUAUUAUUGCUGCUUGCUUCAUACACACCUAAAGAGGCGGAGCCCUUACUGAGACGUGAGCUCAGGUGGAGCAAAAGGAGACGUUUUUCUAGCAUCCAAAAGAAGCCCCCCCCCCCCCGAACCACCCACUAUUAAACGUUUACUGGGAAGCAGCUGGAAGUCCUCCAUCAACCACCUGAUCAGCAAGUGAAGAAAAGACAACUUUGUAGCUGCUUCAUCCACCCUGUUUGUUUCACACAGGGAAAAACUGCUGUACGGAAGUUAAAAUAUGCAGAUGAACUGUAAUUCUUAUCCAAUUACUUCAGUAAUCAAUGGAAUUAUCGAUAGAAUACUUAAUUACUAAAGUUGCAGCCCUAAUUUAAUUUGCUCCUUUAGGACAGCACCACCACAACAUGUGAGAGAGAUGUAUGCUCAAGGCAUGAUUGAAAAGUUCCCAAACCUGCGUGAUCCUUAUUCCAAAAAUGGAUAUGAAGAUUUCUAUUAUGGUUAAAGUGGCUACUUAGCAUGGAGGCUUAAAACCAUCCAGAGGAAGAGCACCUUAUCAGAGGGGAGAAGAUCAUCAUGUCAGCUGACUGGGUGUGGACCAACAGCCAGAGGAGAUGCUUCAUUUAACCCUGAGGUGACCCUAAGAGAAGAGCCAUAUAAGGAAGCUAAUUCCUUCAUGAAAUACUCUUCUGAUGAGGCCGCCAUCAGGAACAAAAUGAAGAUGAUGUUUGAUUACCGUUGCAAGAUGGUCCUGGACGAAAACAGAUCAUCCAGCGUCUUGACUGAAUUUCCUCGCUUCAGAGAUGUCAGAGGCUUGAUUGAUCAAGACUUCAUUCUGGAAUUUGGAGAAGAUGUAGCUACCAGGUUUUUGGAGAGGUGGCCGACUGUUUUCAAGCAUAAAGUGAUCCAGCAGAGCAAGACUCUCCCUACCUCAACCGACCUUGAAGAAGUGAUCUACUGUGCUGAAGGAGCUUCAAGUGAGGAGGAACUGGAUGAGACCCUUACCUCUGGCUGGGACAGUGAUCUUGCUUCCAUCAUUCUCCUGUUCCACCUGAUUCCUCCUUCCUGUCAGGGUUACAAAAGACGUGGGAAGGUUUCUCCAUCCCAGGAUGAGGAGCACCAUGUGGUCUUCCAGAAGGUUUGUAAUAGUGGAACAAGUGUCCAGGAACAUGCUGAUGCCAUGAACUCCACUACGCAGCCCUACCCACUUGCUGUUGGGACAAAGAGGAGCACCAUUCAUGAGUUCUUCAUUGUUCUGGACAAGCAGGUCGUACCAUGCAAGUCAGCCAGCUCACUUGGAGCUUUUGAUGAAAUUUUUCACUUCGUAUUUGGAACUGUUUAUAAUCAAAUGCUCCACAACAUGUACGUCUUGGAACUUGGAGAGUUAAAGGAAGGUGCUGAAAUUGCUUCAGAACUUUGUAGUGAACACUCUCUCUCUCCAUGUCAAACACAAAAUUACUUUCAACUGGGGCUACAGAAUUUCAUCGGCAACAACAUAUUCCUAAUUGGUCACUGGUAAUCUAAAGAUCUAAUUUGAAAAGCUUUUGUGUAAAAUUUUAUGUGACCUUAAGAAAAUGGGUGCUUUUAACUUUGUCACUGACCAAUUGAUAUUUGUCGUUUGUUAAAAAUGGCACUAAUGUCAAGUUCUUCAAAAAAUAUGUAUUUCUUAGAUAAAUGGAUAAAGAUGUUCCAGUAAAUUCACAUUGUCUUAGAAAAGUUUUUUCUUUCUAAUCAAACUGAAAAUGCAGAGAAGC
This is a messenger RNA of Archocentrus centrarchus (flier cichlid), 2257 nucleotides long. RefSeq lists its product as uncharacterized. Lineage: Eukaryota; Metazoa; Chordata; Actinopteri; Cichliformes; Cichlidae. The transcript has 6 exons. The record is from RefSeq and is a predicted model, not a curated record. The coding region runs from base 1180 to 2022 and encodes 280 amino acids.